This is a messenger RNA of Setaria italica (foxtail millet), 2290 nucleotides long. Its product is annotated as zinc finger BED domain-containing protein RICESLEEPER 2-like. The coding region runs from base 829 to 2145 and encodes 438 amino acids. Gene Ontology annotation, molecular function: DNA binding; protein dimerization activity. The transcript has 3 exons. The record is from RefSeq and is a predicted model, not a curated record. NCBI's taxonomy places the organism in Eukaryota, Viridiplantae, Streptophyta, Magnoliopsida, Poales, Poaceae.
UCUUGUUCUUGUUUGGUUGUUCAUCUUCUUGUAGCUGUCUUCCUGAUCCUCUUCUUGUUCCUGUCUUCCUGUUCCUCUUCUUGUUCUGUUCUACCAGGCGACGAUGAGGACGACGUGGCUGCCGGAGCCGUGCCACUCGUCGGUAGCUCUGCUGCUCCCAUCAAUGUGGAUGCUGCCGGUGCCGGAGGUACCAUUCCACCUUCUACCCCAUCUUCUACCCCAACUACAUCAACGGGCACCAGUGUCCGCAAGGGGAAGCGGCGGUCUGCUGCCUGGAAUGACUUUGAGGAGUUGUUCCAGGAAGGCGCCAACGGGAAGAAGUCUCAUCUGCAAUUCCAUUCUGAUGGCUCAAUUAUUAAUUGGGAAUACAAGCCCGAUCUUGCUCGCAAAGAAUUGUGCCGGUUGAUUGCUAGACUUGAUCUUCCCCUAGGCUUUGGUGAGACAGAGGCAUUUGUGGAGUACAUCCAGCGUGCUCAUAACCCUCGUUUUGCUAAAGUUUCUAGACAGACCACUUCUAGAGAUCUUGCCAAGUUCUUUGCCGAGCGUCGUCUUUCUCUUGUUGAUACUUUGAAGUCUCAUGUUUCUUCUGUUUGUCUUACUUCUGAUAUUUGGUCAGGGAAUGCCAAGGAGGACUACCUUAGUGUUGUUGCACAUUUUGUUUCUGCUGAUUGGGAAUUAGAGAAGAGAGUCAUUGCUCUUAGGUUGAUUGAUUGCUCCCAUUCUGGUGUUAACAUUGCUGAGCGUAUUGAACAAGUUGUUUCUGAGUUUGGUUUACAGGAUAAAAUUUUCUCUAUCACACUUGACAAUGCUUCUGCUAAUACUUCUGCCAUGUCCACACUUAUUCCCAAAUUUGUUGGUUAUCUAGGUCCAGAUCCUGAACCUCUUGAUUCUGAUUCUGAUUCUGAUAAAGCACUUGUUGGUCUUUUGCAUCAACGUUGUGCAUGUCAUAUUAUCAAUCUCAUAGUCAAGUCUGGUUUGAAGAGGAUCAAGGCUUAUCUUGAGGCUUUUAGGACUGCAAUCUCUUUUUUGAACUCUUCUAAUCAACGCAUUGCAGCUUUCCAUAACUUCUGCAUUCUCAAGGGGGUACGCCCUCGUAAGUUUGGUUUAGAUAUGGAUGUGAGAUGGAAUUCUACAUAUCUCAUGCUCAAACAUCUACUACCAUAUAAGAAUGUCUUUUCUGUCUUUAUUUCUGCUCAUUAUGUGCACAAUGGCCAGCCACUUCUGACUGAAAACCAUUGGGUAAUUGCUGAGAAAAUUUUGCUGUUCCUUGAAAUGUUUUAUGAUUCCACUGUUGCUUUAUCUGGUGUUUACUAUCCUACAAGUCCUUUGAUGUUGCAUCAUAUUAUUGAGAUUGCUGGCCAUUUGCAUGGCCAAGAUUCUGAUCCAUUGCUCAGAAAUAUUGUUGUUCCCAUGAAGCUUAAGUUUCUCAAGUAUUGGCAGAACAUACCUCUGUUGUAUUCCUUUGCAUUCAUUUUGGAUCCUAGAGCCAAGGUGAGAGGUUUUCAUAAUGUUCUCCAACUUCUUUCUCAGACAGUUGGUGUUGAUUACUCUUCUUAUUUCACUGAGGUAAGAACUCAAUUACAUAAGUUGUUUAACAAGUAUGAAAACAAGUUUGGUGCAGUUCGAUCGCAAAGGCCCGCUCAACCUUCAGCUGCUACUGGUAAGAAAAGAACAGCAUGGGGUAAGAUCUUUGGUGGUCCUGGUACAUGUGGUUCUCCUGUUCUUUCAUCUACACCUCCUAUAUCUCCUGCUUCAGAGCUGUCAUCCUACCUGGACAGUGAUACUAUUUCUUGCUAUGAUGAUGACUUCAACAUACUUAGUUGGUGGCAUGAGCACAAGCUAUCCUAUCCUAUUUUGUCCAUAUUUGCUAAAGAUGUUAUGUCUGUUCCAGUUUCCACUGUUUCUUCGGAAUCUUGUUUUAGUCUAACUGGCAGGGUGAUUGAGGAGCGGCGCCGACGGUUGCUGCCUGAGAUGGUGGAGAUGCUGACCUGCCUCAAGGAUUGGGAGUUGGGAGAUGCAAGGGCCCAACAUGAUGUUGAGAAGGAGGUCAAUGAACUGGAGGAAACUUACAAAAGCCCCUACCCAGACAUGGAUGAAGGCCAAGCUACUCCUAGUCAGCCUACCCCAGGACCAGGAGCAACCUGAAGUCCUGAAGCCUGUUGUAUGUUGGCUGUUGCCUGUUGCUGUUGGACUUGGAGACUUGGAGACUUGACUUUGAAUGCCUGAUUGCCUGUUGCCUGUUGGAGCAUGGAGCUUGGCCAGUUGUUCAUUAGAUGUUAAUAUGUUUUGU